AUGGCUGCUUGGUUGGUUGAAGAAUUGAAAAAAUAUCCCAUAACUCACGGUAAAAAUGUCAACAAUUCGUUUGAGUUGGUAGACCAUUUGAAAGGAUUCGAGGUUAGGCGAGGGGAAAUUCUGGUGUCGUUCAAUGUUACAGCUCUUUUUCCGAACGUGCCAGUAACAGAGGCGGUAGAAAGUUUGCGCAAACAUAUGGAACGGAAACGCGUACCACCCAAUCAGAUCGGAGCAUAUCUUUUGGUAACGAAAACCUGUAUGAAUCAGAACUUCUUUUCGUUCAGGGGAAAAUUCUACAAGCAAACGUUUGGUCUCAGUAUGGGUAGCAAGCUACCGCCACUCCUGGCGGAGGUUUUCAUGAAAGAUUUUGAAACAGAGUUGGCGAAAGAAAAAUUCUUCCCUCGAAUGUGGAGACGCUAUGUAGAUGACAUCUUCGCAGUUGUGAAAGAACGCUACUUGAAGCAGACGUUGGAGUUGUUGAAUUCCCGACAUAGGACGAUUAAGUUUACCGUCGAAAAAGAAAAAGACGGUACACUUCCUUUUCUGGACCUGUACAUCACCCGGAAGGAAGAUAAUCGACUAAAGUUUGGGAUAUACCGUAAACCAACGUCUACGGAUAGAUAUAUAACUUCCGACUCUAAUCACUUCGGCGCACAAAAACAAGCAGCCUUCCACUCCAUGGUGUAUCGUCUCCUCAACAUACCAAUGGAGAGAGAUGAUUACAUAGCGGAAAAAAUAGAAUCUACCAUGCUGCAGAGCUGA
Molecule: messenger RNA, 762 nt
Organism: Toxorhynchites rutilus septentrionalis
Lineage: Eukaryota; Metazoa; Arthropoda; Insecta; Diptera; Culicidae
Exons: 1
Coding region: 1-762 (253 amino acids)
Source: RefSeq, a predicted model, not a curated record